Vespula pensylvanica (western yellowjacket) is the source of this 5159-nucleotide messenger RNA. It is a transcript of the gene Kif19A, whose product is annotated as kinesin-like protein KIF19. Lineage: Eukaryota; Metazoa; Arthropoda; Insecta; Hymenoptera; Vespidae. The transcript has 14 exons. Gene Ontology annotation, molecular function: ATP binding; microtubule binding; microtubule motor activity. Bases 1523 to 3859 code for a protein of 778 amino acids. The record is from RefSeq and is a predicted model, not a curated record. Gene Ontology annotation, biological process: microtubule-based movement.
CGCAUACAUUUAUGUAUGUACUAUAAAUCAAAUAUACGAUCCGAGAGAUCGCACGAGGACAUCGUAAAUUGCAAUAUUGAAAUUUUAUGAAAACAAAAUUGCCAGUGUGAAACAACGCUCUUGUGAACGGAUCGCUCUCUCUCUCUCUCUCUCUCUCUCUCUCUCUCUCUCUCUCUCUCUCUCUCUCUCUCUGUCUCUUUCUCCAUUUAUUUCUCUUUAAGACGUCACACGUUCGUAGAUUCAUGGUAUUAUCAUGGUCAAAAAUUCGAUCUCACUCUAAAAACAUUUCGUUCAAAGCGCGUCGCAUAAUGCCGACUAAUGUUCCACAUACGUAAUAUCGAUCGAUCGUAUCUGACCGUCUAGCUCUGACCUCGAUGCUUAACUUUAUUCAGCAUUGAUUAUUUUUGUCUCUUCGGAAGAACAGUAAAACCGCAUAAUUAUGCGUAGUGCAACCAUAAGUACUGGUUAACGACCGUAGAAUCAUAUAACGUCCUGGCAUAAUGCUAAAACGUAAUGUUUAUUUGUAACUCGACACGUGAAAACAUGUCAAACAAAUCAUGCGCCUGAUUUAUGAUUAUCGAAUCUUGAGACAACUAAUGCUUCUUCGACGAAACUCCUCCGUUUCUUAUUAUCUCCAAGCAAUAUAAUUACUGUGGCUAAAAAAAAUGUUUUCUUCCUACGUUUCAUUUCGUACAAUAUUAAUGGUAUUAUUCGUUAAGUAAUUUCUUUAAUGCAGUCGUGUUUCGACAAUGAUUUCGAUUAUCGAAGAGUUAUGGAAAACACGACUUUUGAUAAUUCGAAGUUACCAAGUGAUCGAUGGAAGAACGUUUAAAUCGUAUCCUUUCUUUCUUGAAAAGUUUCAACGUAGUAGAAAGUUCGUAAUUCUUAAGGGUAAGCAGUAACUCGUAAGCUCACACGUUUCUCUAGAGGGUGGACAGGUGCGCGCUUCAGUCGGCCGUCUGACCUCUAACCGAUAACGUGCGUUAAAAUAUGCUCAAGUGAAACGUUCUUUUACCGCUCGAAAAAAAAAACCUUGUACAAAAAUAACACUUUCGAACCUACUAUGAGAAGAAACAAAUUUAAAAGAUUCUAUUCUUUUCACAUGACUCAUUCGUUAUUUUUCACGACUUCCGUCACGAACAAUUUUCCAAAUUUAUGAACUUUUGUAAAUUAAAGCAAAAAGCUUGGAAAAGUGGUGCGUAUGAUUACUUUUCUAUCUCAAAGAACCAUCAUUUGGAAAAUAUUCAAAAAGAAAAUGCGAUUCGCUUUGAAGUGUCUUGCAUUUUAAUACAUGCAUAAUAAUUUCAUUUUACGAUCAAACUGAUAAAGAAAUUCUAGGAUCAUAACGAAACAAAAUAACUGUUAAUAUGGAAAAAUUCCUGCCAUAGGAGAAAAAGAGUAAAAAGAACAGAAAAAGUACGUCUUCUAUGAUACUUGAGCCGAAAGAUUUCAUCGAUCUUACUACCGUACAACAUUACUUUAUUAAUUUGUCCAUUGUAUUACGAAUUGAGAGAUUAAUAAGAUGACGCAGUACAGUAGUAGUGGAAGUAGCAGUAGCACGAGUAGCAGUGGCCAUCGUGAUUUUAAAGAUCGAUCAUCGAAAGCGAUCGAAGAAAAAUUAAAGGUCGCCGUACGUAUAAGGCCCCUCACUUCAGGCGAAACCUGUGGUAGAACGCUUCAUGCUAUCAACGAUAAGAUGGUCAUGCUAGAAGAAGUGGUCGGUGAGAAGUUAAAACGUUCUUUUCCACGACAAUAUCUUUUUGACGUUGUUUUUGGCGAAGAUGCAACACAGGAAGCCGUGUACAAUGGUACAACGAAAAAUUUGGUCCAAGACGUUCUCAAUGGCUACAAUGCCACGGUCUUUGCGUAUGGAGCUACGGGAGCUGGAAAAACGCACACCAUGGUCGGGACAUCGUCCGAUCCAGGGAUUAUGGUUCGAACUUUGAACGACAUUUUUCUGACGACUCAGCAACUACCGAACAACGUAGAAUUUACUGUUACCAUGUCUUACGUGGAGAUAUACAACGAAAAUAUCCGCGAUCUGUUGAACCCUACUACAGGAUAUUUGGAGUUGCGUGAGGAUUCUCGAGGUCGCAACGUUCAAGUUUCGGGUCUCACGGAAGUGUCUACUAAUUCGACCGAGGAAGUCAUGCAACUCCUUCACAAAGGCAAUAAAGCGAGAAUGGUAGAACCGACGGCUGCGAACGAAACCUCUUCGAGGAGUCACGCCCUCCUUAGCGUCACAGUCAGACAAUCCUCUUCUCCUGUUAAAGAGAGUGGACAACAUCUUCGGACGAAAUUGAAGCAGGGUAGACUCUUCAUGAUAGAUCUCGCUGGUUCGGAGAGAGCCAAACAAACUCAGAACAAAGGUAAACGUCUUCAAGAGGGUGCGCACAUUAACAGAUCAUUAUUGGCACUGAGCAACUGCAUCAAGGCGUUAUCCGGUGGAGCGAGAUUCGUGAAUUAUCGUGACUCCAAAUUGACCAGAUUGCUCAAAGAUGCUCUCGGUGGUAACUGUCGUACCGUUAUGAUAGCUCAUGUUUCACCGGCGAGCGUUCACCGCGAUGAGAGUAAAAACACCUUGAAUUACGCGGAUCGAGCGAACAAAAUUUCGAACAAGGUAGAAAGAAAUGUUCUUGAUGUUAGUUAUCUUCACGUUGCCCAAUAUCGGGACAUAAUCAGUGAUCUGAAGAGCGAGAUAUCGCGUCUGCGUAAUAAAAUGAAGGAAGACAGGCCUUCGGAUAGAUACGACGAGAAGGAGCAGGACGUUCAUGGUUCAGAUUUUAGGUCUUUGAGAGAGAGAAUUGUAUCCGCUUUUAAAGAACAAAUGCGCUUGAGGAGGAAACUCAUGGAACUGGACAGUCAUCUUCUGGGAUUAAAUAUCGCUGCGGAGCAACAGCAUUCGACGAUCUCUCAGUGGGAAUCGAGGAACAAUAGAGUGUAUGGAUCGAGCAGAGAUUCGGUAAAUCGUCGUCCUGGAACGGAUUAUCAAGUGGAAGAAGUCGAUGACAUAGAGGAUGUCCUUCUAGAGGAUACCGAUCUCGAAGAUGAUUCAUUGGUGCAUCAGGCUUGGGCAGAAUUAGCAGAGAUCUCGAAGGAACAGGAAAGGUAUGUUGAAAUGCGCGCCGCUACGGAAAAGGAGCUAGAGGCCUGCAGGAAACGAAGUGCCGCACUAGAAGAUGAACUCCCAUCUCGUAUAAAUUCGGACGAAGAACGUGAGCUUUUAGCGUUGAUGUUAAGAGUCCACGAAUUGGAAGCAGACAAAAUGAUGCUUCAAAGCGAGAGACUCGUGAAGCAACACGAACUUCGAAGACGAGAGCUUCUUCUUCUUCGUUACGAUCGACAAAGACAAAUCUCCGAUGAGAUAAUCACGAGACAGAGACGAAUAAUGGAAGACGGACGUCUGACUCUGCCACCGGAUUUGCAAAAUCUUUAUGCGCUCUAUCAACAAGAGAUCCAAGCUGCUACGUACGUAGACAGUAAUCUGGCAGAUCUGACGUUCUCAUCUCUGGCGUUUGGAGCUAAACUUCCACCUAUAUCUAGUAGAUUGAGUUAUGACACUUUUAACAACGACAGCAGAAUACCAAGCAGUUCUACAGAUUCUGAUUGGGAUCAAUCACCCUUGCCACCGAUUCAAGAACCACCCGAUGUGGAAAGAGUGAUGGGUCCUGUAGUACAGCCUUUAAUUUCUCCAGCAGUUCUCUUCCCACCGAUUCCAUCCUCAAAUUCGAGAAAUCAGAUUAGAAAACUCCGGCGCAUAGCCAGCGACGAUAGCAUGGAUUCUGUAAGAUUUUCACAAGGCAACAAUGUUCGAUAUAACGCGUUAAGAAGGACGGACGAAGGAGAAAUGCCGAGCUGAAAUCGAAGCUGAAUUUUUGAGCCUCUCGACGUCUUUCACGCGCCGUAUUUUCAAAUUUACGGUGUUCCACGUGUUCAGCAAUCGCCUCCUCUUCGUCGUCUUCAUCGAAGGUUCGAUCGUUAGACUGGAUCACUAAACGACUGCUUCUCAAUCUUGUACGAAGUAUUCUAGGAUCGUCUUGAGGAUCAAUGACCUCACGGACGAUAUUAAAAGCACGAAAUCUUUCCCGAGGGUUCAUGUUCGACGAAUAAGCUUGUUCCCACGGUGUCGAUACUCUACGAUCAGACAUUUCCAACGAUUCCCUAUGAUACUUGCUCUCCGUGGAACGGUUAUACUCCCAUGAUUUGUCGUCGAGCUCGUCUUUUUUGUUGAACUCUUGUUUCUUAUCGUCGUUCGUUGUCUAAGAAAUGAUUAGUGAUCGACCGUUUAACUUAACAAUUAUAAAAGAUGAUAUUUUUCAUGAAUAGUAAUCUAGAAAUGAGUAGGAUGAUUCUAGUAUAUAAGGCGAUUGUUACAAGAAGAUAUUCUUACUUUUUCAAAUUUAACAGUAUUCUUGUUAUUAUUAUGUUCUACUUUCGAUUCAGGUAAUUCGGUUGUCUCGUCUUCAAUUUCCGAAGUGUGCGCCGUCGCGCUGUUAUUCCUAAUUGAGGGAUCCAACCAUUGAUCCAUGGCCGAAUUUUCAACACUCCACAUGUUCAAUAUCAUAUCCCAGUCCUUUUUUCUGUCGUUCCAAUAUGUCAUGGUCUGACCGAAUACCAAAUUGCUGACACAUAACUUACAACGACCGAAGUACUACACUAUCGAAGUAAAUCGAUUGCCAAUUAAAUUGAGCAGUAAUAUAGAAAUAAAAUGAUACGUAGGUAUAUUAUUUGUAUAUAGAGACAUUAAUUCGUACGCUUAUUAUCAAGAAAUGUUUGCAAAUUUUACCGAUUUCGGCCUAAUUUCCGUGUCGGUCAUGUCGUAAUGACGAAACUUUUCCAUCUUAUUUACGAUUCCAUUUAUAAUACUAUUUAAAUACAAUUUCAUUGCUUUUUGGCAUUUUCCAGUCAUGUACAUUGGAAAUGUUCGUUCCAAAUAUUGCAAAAAACUCAUUUCGAAAUUCUAAAGGUAAAAGAAAUAUUUAUAAUUUUACGAACAGAGUACGCGCAUUUACUGACAAUGACGAUGAAAUAAUUAAUGGUUAUUCGGAUUAUAGUCGAAUAUUCAUUAACAAAAUUAAUAACGCGCUCAAUAAUUUUGUAAAGAUGUCUUCGUGAAUAGUAUUAUAUAUUAAUACAUAGUAAUAAACUAUUGAAUUGCA